CCCUGUUCCCAGCCCAGCUGGGCUCCACGGGGCGGCCCCCUGGCCCUCGGGCUGCUCUUCCCAGCGCUCGCCCGCCCACCAUGCCUCUGCCAGCGAGGCCCGUGUUCCCAGGACGGGGCUGCUGGGAGCCAGAGGCUGUGCUGGGCCAUGGCGGUGGGCUGGGGGGGAUUGUGGGUGGGCUGGCACAGGAAACGCUGCACCUCGCUGCUGUUCAAAGGCACCACGCUGAGAUUUCUCCCUUUGCUGUGGCGGCGCGGGUGGCUGGGUGCUGGUGGUAGUGGAGGAAGCGUGGAGGCCUGUGGUGGGGGGCCUGUGGUGGGGGGCCCACACCCACCAACCUCUGCACAGCAUGGAGGGAACUGAGCACAGACCCUGGGCCCCAAACCUGCCCCAGUUCGUGUCCCACUGAAACCCCAGUGCCACCCAGCGUGUACAGGCAGCAUUCCUUGUGCCCUGGCUUCAUGGCAGCAACACUCCAGCUGCAGCUUCUUCCAAGUGCUCUCUCCCAGCUUGUUCCUCUGUCAGUACAGGCAGCGUUCCUUGUGCCCUGGCUUCAUGGCAGCAACACUCCAGCUGCAGUGUUUCUUCCAAGUGCUCUCUCCCAGCUUGUUCCUCUGUCAGUCAAGCAGCAUCCUGUCCUUCCCGCAGGUGAGGAUGAUGGCCAGCCCAGAGGACGACCUCAUCGGUAUCCCCUUCCCUGAGCACAGCAGCGAGCUGCUGAGCUGCCUGAACGAGCAGCGGCAGCUGGGGCUGCUCUGCGAUGUCACCAUCAAGACGCAGGGGCUGGAGUACCGCACCCACCGUGCCGUCCUGGCUGCCUCCAGCCGCUAUUUCAAGAAGCUCUUCGCCGGGCCGGGGCCGGGCCAGGAGGUCUGCGAGCUGGACUUUGUGGGGCCGGAGGCACUGGGCGCUCUGCUGGAGUUCGCGUACACGGCCACGCUGACCAUCAGCAGCGCCAACAUGGGCGAGGUGCUGCGCGCUGCCCGGCUGCUGGAGAUCCCCUGUGUCAUCGCUGCCUGCGUGGAGAUCCUGCAGGGCAGCGGCCUGGAGGCGCCCGGCCCCGAUGACGGCGACUGCGAACGCGCCCGCCGCUACCUGGAGGCUUUCUCCAGCCUCCCCGAGGGUGAGGUGCCUGCCCCGCCGCCCCCCCGCCCCACCCCGCGCCGCAGCAAGAAGACCCGCAAGUUCCUGCAAGCCCGCGGUGCCCAGCUCAACAACCACGCUGCCGAGGAGCCGCCGCCCGCAGCUGAGGCCGAAGGCUCCGGCAGCCCCCCGCCGCCCUCCCAGCUGCCCUCACCCCCUCUGCCCGAGGGGCUCUCCCUGCCCUACGACAGCUUUGAGCUGCCUGAGGAAGAGGAGCUGCCCCCACACUCCUUCCCCUUCCCCUACCAGCCCCCCUUGUCCCCUGAGGAGGCACCUUCUGAUGAGGAUGCCAUCGACCCCGACCUGAUGGCGUACCUGAGCUCACUGCACCACGAGUCGCUGGCGCCCGGGCUGGACAGCCCCGACAAGCUGGUGAGGAAGAGGCGCUCGCAGAUGCCCCAGGAGUGCCCAGUGUGCCACAAGGUCAUCCACGGUGCUGGCAAGCUGCCCCGCCACAUGCGCACGCACACGGGCGAGAAACCCUUCGCCUGCCAGGUCUGCGGGGUCCGGUUCACACGGAACGACAAACUGAAGAUCCACAUGCGGAAGCACACGGGUGAGCGGCCCUACUCCUGCCAGCACUGCAGCGCCCGCUUCCUGCACAGCUACGACCUGAAGAACCACAUGCACCUGCACACGGGCGCCCGGCCCUACGAGUGCUACCUCUGCCACAAGGCCUUCGCCAAGGACGACCACCUCCAGCGGCACCUGAAGGGCCAGAACUGCCUGGAGGUGCGGACGCGCCGCCGCCGCCGCGACGAGCCGGCCCCGCCGCCCACCGGGCCCGCAGGCCUCGACCUCUCCAACGGGCGCCUGGAGGGGCUGCGCCUCUCCAUUGCCCGCUACUGGGCUCCAGGGCAGCCCGAGGAGGAGGAAGAGGAGCAGGAGGGUGAGGAAGGGCCGCAGCCGGACGGCACCGUGCCGGUGGAGACGGCGUAGGGGCGAUGCGACGGCGGCAGGUGUCGUGGCGUUCCAUGCCGAGCUGUGCCGUGCCCACUGGGGUUUCUGUUCCUGUUUUUCCCGUCACGGUUCAUUCCUAGUUAUGCAAAGGGGGAAAAUCCCCUCGGCCGAUUUGCACAAGGGGGUGGGGGGCCCCUAUCAUCCCCCCCCACCACCGUGCCCGGGCCCACCUGGUCAUGCCCAGGGCGGGUGAUGAUGGGGUAUCGGGACUUGGAUGUCCCCCCCACCAAACCCCUCGUGGGUGCCAGGACCGGGCAGGGGCACCCAUGGACCAAGGCCCCCCCCCAGGUGGGGAGAGCCCCCCCAUCCUCCCCAGUGGGGGGGGGCACUGCCCUACGCUGUGCAUAGCUUGUCCCCACCUCCCCACUCCGAGCAGCCCCCCCCCCCGGCGAGCCCCCCUCGCCCCUGCACUCCCGGCUGCUUUCUCUUGGUUGCACUAUUCGGGUGAGCCCACCCGGGUGCGGGGCAGCCCCGGCCCCCCCCGGACCCUUUUCCCCUUCCGAAAUCCCCCCGGCCCUGUGGGACCCCCUCCUUUUCCCUGGGGUGGCCGGGCCCCCACGGUCACCCCUCUGUCCUUUGCACAUGCCCCCCGCAGGGCGCAGCCUCCCCGGGGGUGGAGGGGACCGGCACUAUUUGUCUACAAAUAAGAGUUUUAUCUAUAUUUAAAAAAAGAUGAUGUAAUAUAUUCCCCCCCAGAGCCCCUCCGCUGCCAACCACCAGCGCUGCCCGGCCCCCACGUGUGCCAUGGGGUGCCCGCAGGGGUGAUGGGGCCGGGGGGGCUCUGCUCCCGUCAUGGCUUUAAAGUGCCUUAUGGUGAACUUGAACCUUUUUCGGCUACUUGAACCUCUCUGGUGUCAGGAACCAAACAAAAACCAUGGGCGGGCGGCCCCCGCCCCGCCGGGCCGCCUCUGCCUGUCUGUAUGUCUGUGUUUUGUUUUUGUUUUGUUUUGUUUUUUUUUUUAAACGAAGGCUGCUUGGUAAUAAACGGAGA
This is a messenger RNA of Zonotrichia leucophrys gambelii, 3094 nucleotides long. RefSeq names its product zinc finger and BTB domain containing 7B (gene ZBTB7B). Gene Ontology annotation, biological process: regulation of transcription by RNA polymerase II; positive regulation of gene expression. Gene Ontology annotation, molecular function: RNA polymerase II cis-regulatory region sequence-specific DNA binding; protein binding; DNA-binding transcription factor activity, RNA polymerase II-specific. The transcript is spliced from 2 exons. The record is from RefSeq and is a predicted model, not a curated record. Lineage: Eukaryota; Metazoa; Chordata; Aves; Passeriformes; Passerellidae. Bases 556 to 2082 code for a protein of 508 amino acids.